This is a messenger RNA of Mycena citricolor, 3540 nucleotides long. The record is from the annotation of a GenBank genome assembly. NCBI's taxonomy places the organism in Eukaryota, Fungi, Basidiomycota, Agaricomycetes, Agaricales, Mycenaceae.
GCCCAUACAGCAUGGCGCCUGUUGUUCUUCGCAUCGAUAUGUCGGCGCCCAGCAAGCUCCGCUCUUCCAUAACACCUCCCAGUCAGAUGCUUGUUAUAUCAGGUAUUGCACCAGUUAGGUGUGCACCCACGAUUGUCACUGCUGUAUUUCCAGGUACAAGGGCUACAUCGAUGGGAAAGAACGGCCUGAAAUUCCACUUUUGAGCGGUCGAUGCUCCCGAGAGCGUCCAAGGGGUGGACUCUUUCCUGAUGUGACUCAGUCGAAACCGAUCGUUUCCAAGGAGCAGUAGACACUGAAAACGUUGCUUGAUCGUCUCGGGCGCUCCUGAAAUCUGUCUUUGCUGUUUGUCUUGAGUCAAAAGACCGAGCCGGGGUACUGAGCUGCCUUCAUACAUCCCCCAUGUCGACUGGAACACUCCCAAAACGCGCAGUCCUGAAUCCCCAGAAUCACACUUCUGCUUCCAUCCGGGCCGAAGAUUCCGAUUCCGAAUGGAUCCCUGUCAAUAGGGAGCCUCCCAAACGCAGCCACUCCCCGCUAUCUUAUCUACGCAUCCGCAAGAAGUCCAGCAGCAGCGACAGUGUCACAAAGAAUGCCAAAGAAGACAAGACGACGAAAGCGCUCCGGAAAACAUCGUCGACGGAAUCUUUUGUCGUGUACCGACCUCACCCCGCUCCUCCGGUACCGCCGUUACCCCAUGGUCCAACCACCAUUUCUCAUUCGCGGGGAUUUUCGGAAGUCGACACAGGCCAACGUCAGCCGAGACAGAUGGCCUCGCGCAGUCGCAUGAAUUCCGAGAAUGAUGCUGCUGCUGCAGGGAGCUCAGCUAUUAGUGUCAUUCCUCAAAAUGAAUCUAGCGCCGCUCAUCCAAUUGCUUCACAGCAGCACGGCAGGCCACCGAUUGCGUACUCACCGGAUGUGCUCUGGCCACGACCCCCGCAGUCAGACGACGAUCGGACGCGCGACUUCCUUCUGAACACCCAGUCGUUUCUUCCUCAGCCCUCGGCAUUCUUUGCUGCUGAUGUACUAGCCGCCGCAGCGUCCGACUCCAGCUCGAGCUUUGUUUUGUCCAAGGAUGCACUGGGCCCGGAUCCGCCACCGCCCGGGAAACAACCCCAUAUUCGGAAUCCUCCAUCAACUCAAAUACACCACCACCAUCUUGCCGAUGGAUUGGUGACUGCGCUGGAGAGCGACAAGGAGAAGAUCGCUGCGAAACUCGAGCCUCUUAUAACCGUUGGAAUGCAGAAUAUGUCCAAGGCGCAGACCGCCGUGGACGAAAUGAUGGCAACAGAGGCGUGGUCUGUGGUCAAGGAGAACGCGGAGACAGUGCUGGCCCCUGCCAAGGACGCUAUCAUGAUCAUGGACUCCGUGGUCAAAUACGUGCCGGUUCUCACCGUCGCUGAGUCUCUGUUCUCUGUGAUCGUCCAUCACGAGCUCGAAAAGAAGGAGAAUGACAAGAAUAUCCUUGUAGUGUAUCACACCAUGUCGCUGUUGUGGUUCACGCUGUGUGACGUGCAAAGACUCUUCCGUGCACACUACGCCAAGAGCGACCUGGAACAAUUCUUCCAGGAUCUGGAGAGGACGAUUCGGGAAUUCGGCAACUUCAGAGAGGUGUACUACAGGCACGCCCGGGCCGUUCGAUCCGCUCAAUACCGGUCCAAGCUGACGAACUUCACGUCGAGUUUCAAGGAGUACAAGGGUCGCCUGGACUCCAUCCUCCUGCAGACCGCGGCGAUGCAAGUCAACGACAUGUCCGCUGAUGUUCGGGGCGUAUCUUCCAGGCUGGAUGAGAUGAACCGAAAGCUGGACUCGUUCGUCCGGCUACUCGGGAGGCAGACCGGUGAAGAGCGCGAGAUGCAGAAGAAGAUCAGGGCGGCGGGAGGGGAGAAGGUGCUCGAGGAUCCCGCGUUUUUGCUUCGACUCGCGCAGGGCAAAGAGCUGCCGUCCCAUGUCUCAGAGACGCUAAGAACCACGUUGGACGAAGCUUUGAAAUCAAACCUCCCGGCUUUCACUAUGAAAAUCGAUAUCGCGGUGAAGGAAAUGACGGAAGCAGUCGAGCGUUCGACCGAAAAGAUCCUCAACCAGGCACGCCAGAACCGCUUCAGGCCGAGCCAUUCACUCGUCAAUUCAGGCAUGAAUUGGCGUAUGAGCUGUAAAGCACGGAAUUUUGUUGACGCCGUGCACAAUUACUUCGGGCAGAAGUUCGGGGAUCAUCGACAACGUCUUGGGAAAGCCCAUCCAGAUCAGUGGACGUUGGAUAUCCUGAACCAAGUCAUAUAUUACUCAAACAUCUCCGACGCAAUUGAUGAUGACGGGAACGGAUACAUCUCGGUCCAAGAGGUCAACCGCUUCUUCAAGGCUCGACCCGACGAAUUCUCUGCACCGCAGUGGCUUGCUUUCUGGGCUGUGGGAUGGAACCAAAACGCCUUGGAAUACAAAUCCCGCUGCGUGACAUUAUUCGCAGAAAUCGAGGCGACCGCUCGGAGGGUACACACGCACAACCGGGCACCCGUCAAAGCAUACAUCAAGAACAGUGGGAUUUCUGAGCUCUGGCUCCUCGUAGAGUCUCUCCAGCCCCAUUCUGUCGCACGAAGUCGCCAGGAGUCUCAUUUGUCGCUGGAAAGGCUGAGGGCGGAUAUGAUGGAGAAGGAGACAAAGCUGAUCGCCGGGCAGUUGGGCUCGAAAGCAAAGCACAUUCUAUGCCUCAUCGAUCUCGUUCUCACGCAACAUCUCCGGGUUUUGACUGCCGCGCACACACUGGUCCUUUCCGAGCGCGAAUUCGAGAUGAUGGCGACGGCGCUGACGAGUAUCGUCGCAGCGGUCAGCCAUCGGUAUCAGACGCUGAUCCAAACAUGGAAGCAACAGCGUCUGGACACCGAGUUUCUCGUCCGGUGCUUUGCUGGCGGCGUGUUCGGAGAGUGGAAUGCGGUCUUCAGAGAUCAACCUGUAAUCCGCAGUGAUGACUCGAGCUCUCCUGAGAUCUCGAAAUCGGGCUUUCCCACGACCAGAGCAGGGCCUAUGAGCCUGGACGAAGUGCUCGUUUUCCCGCUGCCCGAGCAGCCCUUUGCAUCACCUGAAAACCGGAUCGAGACGCCUCCUCGCGGUUUCACAAUGCCACAUCACAAUGCCAAACGAGGGUCCCAUUACUUUGAUCAGUUUGGAUUCCAGGAGGUGGCAGCGGACAAACGGGCUUCAAUUCUAGAGCCUAUCAGCCAGGUCCAUGUGAACUCUAAAAAGCUGAAGCUCGAGGACCGUAUGGCCAAUCUGGAGGGAGAGCUCGCAGAAAUCAAGAGCAUGAUUGGCAUACUGGUAAAUCUGCAUCAGGGAUCCGCUCCCUCGACCUAAAAUGACAUUGCUGCAAGGCAUGCUGAUGUGAGAUACUCAAAGGCUUGAGAAUAGAGCAAAUGUUUCACAAGUGUUUGUUGUCUUGCUUAGGGCAAAUAAAAGCUUCAGGCCUUAUAGUUAAACCUAUACUUCUUAUACACCAACUGCAUAAGUAUUAAGUACCGAAAAUAAUUUACAAGCUACUUCUAAGUGUCCCAA